Molecule: messenger RNA, 3268 nt
Organism: Callithrix jacchus (white-tufted-ear marmoset)
Lineage: Eukaryota; Metazoa; Chordata; Mammalia; Primates; Cebidae
Gene: PDHA1
Product: pyruvate dehydrogenase E1 subunit alpha 1
Biological process (GO): pyruvate decarboxylation to acetyl-CoA
Cellular component (GO): intracellular membrane-bounded organelle
Molecular function (GO): pyruvate dehydrogenase (acetyl-transferring) activity
Source: RefSeq, a predicted model, not a curated record
AUGACUUCAUUACGACUCGGUUACGCCGCGCUCCGAUUGAGGCGUGGCAUUUGCUGGGGCGCCUGAAGGAGACUUGGGGGCACCCGAGUAGUGCCUCUUGGGCUGUUAGGAGUUGCCACUGUCUGCUUCAUGAGGAAGAUGCUCGCCGCAGUCUCCCGCGUGUUGUCUGGUGCUUCCCAGAAGCCGGCAAGCAGAGUGCUGGUAGCAUCCCGUAAUUUUGCAAAUGAUGCUACAUUUGAAAUUAAGAAAUGUGACCUUCACCGGCUGGAAGAAGGCCCUCCUGUCACAACAGUGCUCACCAGGGAGGAUGGGCUCAAAUACUACAGGAUGAUGCAGACUGUGCGCCGAAUGGAGUUAAAAGCAGACCAGCUGUAUAAACAGAAAAUUAUUCGCGGUUUCUGUCACCUGUGUGAUGGUCAGGAAGCUUGCUGUGUGGGCCUGGAAGCCGGCAUAAACCCCACAGACCAUCUCAUCACAGCCUACCGGGCUCAUGGCUUUACCUUCACCCGGGGCCUUUCUGUCCGAGAAAUUCUCGCAGAGCUAACAGGACGAAAAGGAGGUUGUGCUAAAGGGAAAGGAGGAUCGAUGCACAUGUAUGCCAAGAACUUCUACGGGGGUAAUGGCAUCGUGGGAGCACAGGUGCCCCUGGGUGCUGGGAUUGCUCUAGCCUGUAAGUAUAAUGGAAAAGAUGAGGUCUGCCUGACUUUAUAUGGUGAUGGCGCUGCUAAUCAGGGCCAGAUCUUCGAAGCUUACAACAUGGCAGCUCUGUGGAAAUUACCUUGUAUUUUCAUCUGUGAAAAUAACCGCUAUGGAAUGGGAACAUCUGUUGAGAGAGCAGCAGCCAGCACUGAUUACUACAAGAGAGGGGAUUUCAUUCCUGGGUUGAGAGUGGAUGGAAUGGAUAUCCUGUGUGUCCGAGAGGCGACAAGGUUUGCCGCUGCCUAUUGUAGAUCUGGGAAGGGGCCCAUCCUGAUGGAACUGCAGACUUAUCGUUACCACGGACACAGCAUGAGUGAUCCUGGAGUCAGUUACCGUACACGAGAAGAAAUUCAGGAAGUAAGAAGCAAGAGUGACCCUAUUAUGCUUCUCAAGGACAGGAUGGUGAACAGCAAUCUUGCCAGUGUGGAAGAAUUAAAGGAAAUUGAUGUGGAAGUGAGGAAGGAAAUUGAGGAUGCUGCCCAGUUUGCCACAGCCGAUCCUGAGCCGCCUUUGGAGGAGCUGGGCUACCACAUCUACUCCAGUGACCCACCUUUCGAAGUCCGUGGUGCCAAUCAGUGGAUCAAGUUUAAGUCAGUCAGUUAAGGGGAGCAGAAGGUGAGCCUCUAUACCUUCAGGGGCUACUAGACAGUGUUCAGUGUUCUCAUCUUGGUUAAGGAGAAAACCCAGUCAGUCAGUCAAUGACAUGCUUGUAAACGUCCACUUCAGCUAGUAAUUGCAUGCAGUUUGUACAUUGUUGCAUUAAAAGAUGUUAUUGAGUGCUUAGUGUGAAUAUUAUAAAAGAUUAUUUUUGACUUAGCAUAUUUGUUCAAAGUAUACAACUAUUUUAAUUAUGAAAAGGAAGAACAAUUCCUAGUAUGCCUGUGCCCCACCACCUUUUUGAGAGGAGACCAUUAUUGUGGGGCCCCUCACAGGCAUACUUAUGGUAACAGCCCAGGGCCUCUUGCUGCGUGCAGCAGCCUGUUCACACUGACCAUCAUUUCUCUUUAAGACACUAUUUAUUAUAAUCAGGCAGCAGGACAGGUCCAUUUUAAAAUAAGACUUUCCUAAUCAAAGGCCACAUAGUUUUCUGUACUUAUACAUUCAGUAUAAUAUGAAGCUAUUUUCUGUUCAUAAUAAACAUUAAAUACAAGGCACAUUCGUAUCAAUGUUGUUUCUCAAAUUUAAGUACCAUAACAGUUCUGAAGCGAAGCAAGUCCCAGCUUCCAUGUUAAACACCCCUUGUUUCACCAUUCCAGCAAGUGCUAAAGGAUGUACUUUUUUGUUUUUGAGAUAGGGUCUCGCUCUGUUGCCCAGGCUGGAGUGCAGUGGUGUGAUCAAGGCCCACUGCAGCCUCCACCUCCAGGGCUCAAGCGAUCCUCCCACCUCAGCCUCCCAAGCAGCUGGGACCACAGGUGAAUUUCCUAAUAUUCUGGGAGGUCAAAACCAGGGCUCACUGUUCUCACAAUACACACAGCUCUAUGUUUAUAAAUAAUAGAUUUCAAAAGAAACUCAGUAUGGACAAUAUUUAAAACUUUAAGUUCCUGAAUAAUGGCAUUUUUAAAAUAUGUAAACACGGCAGACUGCAUCUAUACAUUAACAGAAGCUUUAACAAAACAUGUAGUGUGGUGGCACACACUGCUCCCAGCUUAGCUGAUGAUCGGUAUCAAGCCUCGUCUUUGGCUUCUGAGGCCUCCUGAGCCCUUCUGUACUGGGAAACCGCGCUCCAGAGCCUGCAGAGGAGACCACCCCUAGGAAACAAACAGCUGUCUUCAGAGUCAGAGCUUCAAGCCAACAGUGCUUAGAAAUGCAGCCCCUAACUUACUUAAAAACAUUCUCUUCACAUAUGGAGGAGACACUUGUGUCCCAGCAGUGUUAGGAUAUGGCCUUAGAGGUAUGUACCUGCAGAGCCAGCUAUUUCAAAUGACGCAGGAACAAGAAGGCAGGCUACAGUUUACAGAAGGGGAGGGGUCCAGCAUGUGGGCCCUCAAGCCGUGUGCCUCCCCCACUCCCAGCCAGGCAUUAAUGGCAGGAGAUUGACUGGCCAGCUCCUCUGUCACCUGCCUACUUCUCCUGCGUGGUUUUCAGUUUCUGCCAUGCGUUGGCUUUUUCUCAGCUCCGAACUCCAGCGUUUUGAGGGAGGCCCAGCCCUUUGUUUUCUGCUCUUUAAGCAUAUUCACACAUAAAAAGGCGUGUUCUCUUACACAAACUGUUUUGCGGCUCUUACCGUAGUCGAAGGUAUCUUAGAUCUUCCUUAGUGAUCUCAUUAAGAAUAUCAGACAGUGUAUAACCCUCUUCAAUAAUCUGAAAUAAAGAUCAGAUCCAUGAGAGCAAGCGGCCGUGUAACAACACCGUAAGAAUUUCUUCGUUGUAUGUUUACCUUUUCGAUUGUCUUUGCAUCAGCUCCUUGCAGCUGCAACCAGUCUAUAAGCUCUUUAUCUGUUCUCUGCCCGUGGAGGGCUGCUGGGCUCUCUGUAAUACCUGUACAGUUGGCAAUUUGUUACAUAUUAGUCUAACCAUAAAAGUCUUCCAAAGUAACCAGCUGGAUGAAUAAACGAUUCCAGAAUGUAAA